Messenger RNA from Trypanosoma cruzi, 870 nucleotides. RefSeq lists its product as uncharacterized. The transcript has a single exon. Lineage: Eukaryota; Euglenozoa; Kinetoplastea; Trypanosomatida; Trypanosomatidae. Bases 1 to 870 code for a protein of 289 amino acids. The record is from RefSeq and is a predicted model, not a curated record.
AUGGCCUCGGACACUUCCCAGUUCCCCGCCUGGCAGCAGCAUCCCAAUCGCCCACACGAGUUACUGUCGCCACGGACUCCCUCUUGGCGAUGGAGUCACUCCGCAUUGGCCUGCUGGCGGUGCACGACGACGCCACCGAAGAGAUUUGUACCGUGCCGCAUUCACUGGUGGAUUGAGGUCACACAGCUGACUCCAUGUUUUCCCAUGGCACUGCGGAAUCCCACGCAACGUGACAGCGGACGCCGACGCCGUCAGGCCACGAUCCCUCCCGCAGGACUGCGUCACUGCCUGGCAUGUGGACUUCCUUACCGCCCUCAAGAGGUUAUAAUGGAAGGAUGUGCAGGAGGAAAAGGGAGCCGCGCACACCGCUUGACAGGCGCCUGUCGGUGUGGCGAGGACUCUGUUCCUGGUGUUGACCCGGACAUCGUGCCCCGAGUGGCGGCACUGCGCACAGGCGCGAUGCGACUCCUGCCCACUCUUCGACAGGCCUGCACGCGCCCUGCGGAUCACAAGGAACCCUCUGUGUCGGUGGUGCCGUCCCUCCCUCACUGCGGUGACCGGCCCGCCUCUGCCUCCGCCGGAACCUCUUCCCGACGUGAGCACCGCAACUCCUUGCCUGCCAGCGAGCGGCGGAUUGACGUCCUCCUGCCCAACCUGCAGCAGAGUUCACUUGUCCGUCCACAGUAUGAGGGCACAUGCCCGACGUGCUCAGCCUGGCGUUAUAAUGGUUGGAGAGGGCCUCCCAUGCGGAUGCCACAAUGGCGCCACCGUCUUCUUAACAGGUGCCUCGCGCGCAGGUCGCCAUCGAAGUUGCCAAGCAUGCUAGCAGGCAAGACACGCAGGAAGCACAAACGCGGGUACUCAAGAUAG